Kockovaella imperatae is the source of this 1783-nucleotide messenger RNA. RefSeq lists its product as hypothetical. The record is from RefSeq and is a predicted model, not a curated record. Lineage: Eukaryota; Fungi; Basidiomycota; Tremellomycetes; Tremellales; Cuniculitremaceae. Bases 203 to 1783 code for a protein of 526 amino acids. The transcript is spliced from 8 exons.
GUCACGAGAACCCUCUUUUCAUACCGAGUGCUUCCAACAGAAGCCACCUGACAAGUCGCUCCUUUGUCAUUCGGGGUCUUGCCCAAAGACGGAGAGCCCUAAACCACGGUAUAAAGGCGGCGAGAAGUAGCCCUUUCCUAGACCCACUUCCGUCUCGUUGGAGAACAGCUCAUAGACUUGAGACGAACACAUUGAACCGGAAAUGCCCAGUCCAAAGUCGGAAAUUGACGCUUCUGCUGUCCUCGUUGCUGAUCCAGCUUCUGAUGAUGAUGAUUUUGUCAAGGUGUCACGAUCACAACGUACAGACACAUUCGGAAGUGAAGUCACCGAUGGCUUUCAAGUUCACGAAGCGGGAGAUCUCCUGCAUUCGGGAUUGGUGCAGACAGCGACGGCAGAUUUGCUCAACUCCAAGACAACAACCCACCCAACGUUUAUAGAGGCACUGGAGAAGGCUGAUGCAAACACCGUCAGCAAUUGGUGGUACCAUGAGCGCGACAAUUUCCCUCUGGAUGAAGGUAGUACGGUGUAUCCCAGUGCUGACAUCGCGAAUGGCCGUUUCGCGCUCAUCAAUCUUCGAGGUAUACUGAUGGAUGAUAAUGAAGAGCGCGAUGCGAGCGUGACGGCAGACAACCAGGCAAAGUAUGACUCGAUCAGAGAGGAACUUGAAGCGGGUACAUACAAGCACCAUUCGCCUCGACGAAGUCAUCCUGAUGCAAAGGACGUCUGUACUGUGUCAGUCCGCCGAACCCCCGCUGAUCCCACCUUUGCCUGUCACUCGCAUUCGGUUCGAAACAAAAUCCAUCAACAGUACUCAACCAACCUCGUUCGUCAUUUGCUCAGCACUGCCUGCCUCACACACCGAGUCAAGGCAAAGAAGUCAUCAGUCAGUUGCUUCCCUCUGCAUUGCCCGGAGAAGCCAGACGGGAUGUGGACAUCCAUUGAAGUUGUCGACGGGCAUAGUGGCGCGUUAGGUGGCGACAAAUCGCAGCAAAGUCCUUCGAAUCGAUACGGCCUUCGCAAGUGGCGAACUGUCCCCAAGAUUUACAGUCCAGGUAGCCAUCCAUUGAUCUCACCCGCGCCCACUUUUGUCAGUCUGAAAAAUCAAUGGAAUAGACAGUCCGAACUCAUUCGGAUCAUUGACUUCUUCUCUUUGGUCAGAGCGACUCUUGUUCACGACCAAAAGAUAAAAGGACAUCAUCCCUCGCUGUCAACUUCCCGCCACACUUGCGCAAUGCCUAAGCCAAACGCGUCCGAUGAACGGAACAGUGUCGCAGACUCAGUUGAGUCCAUCGAUCCGGCGAUCGACUACAUCGAGCCUGAUAGUCGUUCAAGCACCUUCGGAAGCGAUAUGAACGAGGAUGGUUUCGUCAAUCUUUCAGCGAAUUCUGGACAGCUGGUCACGUCAACGGCGAUCGAUUUCGUGUUGAAAGAUCUCUUCACCUGCGACUUUUCGCAGUUCACCGCCACUCUCGAAGGCGCCAAUGUUGAUACUGUUGACGAAUGGUGGUAUGAAGCAUUUCCACUGUUUUCGGAAGAUGCAAAAGACACUUCAUUUGUCGGGAAUGACCAAGCUCACGGCCGAUAUAUCAUGCUGUCGCUCAGAAGCACUAUGACGAAUGGCGCCGAGAAGAAGUAUAGGGAGGCAGCGUCAAACAAAUACCAGUCUGUCAAGGACGAGCUUGAGAAGGGCACAUACGAACGUCCCGCUACUAUGGGAUACGGAUCAGUGAAUGAUAGCGAGAGCACGGCCAUGAAGACUGAGCCUAGGAAGAGGGAACAAUGA